AUGCCUCGUCCCCGGAGAAAGUCGAGUAGCUUGGGCGUGGACAUCCGGGGUGAUACCAGCGCACCGGCCAUGUCGACAAUGAAUCUCGUCAGCCCAGUUGAAUCCGAACCCGGGGUCUUUGACAAGCAAAUCCCGCAACAUCGUACUUCUCCCGAGAAGCCCAAGUCACAAUCGAAACGUCGCAAGAAUCGAUCGCUGCUCCGUCGCUCUAAGGAUAUCUGCUUGAAGCACACAUGGCUCCUCCCGCUUCUCAUACUGAUUGUCCUCCUGUCGUUGUACUUGGUGAACCCAACCGAGUCCAACCCCAUGCACAGCGCUAUCUUCUUGUCCUAUCCGGGACCGCCGAAGACGCCCGGUGGCCCCAUCAUGUACGGAAAAGGCCCUAAGGAUAUUGCUUUUGUGUCCUUCUACACAAUCGUUCUAUCGUUCACUCGCGAGUUCCUGAUGCAGCGCAUGAUCCGUCCGUUGGCAGGUUGGUGUGGGAUUCGUGGUAAAGGCAAGACUGCACGUUUCAUGGAGCAGGUGUACACCGCGAUCUACUUCGGUAUCUUCGGACCUUUUGGUCUCUAUGUGAUGUAUAGGUCGGACAUUUGGUAUUUCAACACGACGGCCAUGUUCGAAGGUUUUCCCCACCGGGAGCAUGAACCUUUCUUCAAGGCGUUUUACUUACUCGAGGCGAGUUACUGGGCACAGCAGGCGAUUGUGCUGAUGCUGCAGUUGGAAAAGCCCAGGAAGGAUUUCAAAGAGCUUGUCGGUCACCACAUCAUCACACUGGCACUCAUUGGACUGAGCUACCGGUUCCACUUUACUUACUUGGGCAUUGGAGUCUACAUCACGCACGAUAUCUCGGAUUUCUUCCUUGCAACUUCAAAGACCCUCAACUACCUCGACUCCAUCAUCACUGCGCCCUACUUUGCAACCUUCGUCGGUGUGUGGAUCUAUUGCCGGCAUUAUCUCAACCUUAAGAUCCUUUGGGCUAUCUUGACCGAAUUCCGGACCGUCGGACCUUUUGAACUCAACUGGGAAACUCAACAAUACAAGUGCUGGAUCAGUCAGUACAUUACCUUUGCGUUGUUGGCCAGCCUGCAGGCCGUGAACCUGUUCUGGCUCUUCUUGAUCCUCCGCAUCCUCGCCAACUAUGUCUUCAACAGUGUCAAGAAGGAUGAGCGAAGCGAUGAUGAGGACGAGGAGGAGGAAGAAGAGCAGGAGAAGACCCAGGCUACUCUUGCCACAGGUACUGAGCAGCCCACUCUUACGGCGCGUAAUGCUACCCAGGAGAACCAGGCACCCCAGGUUCUGCUUAACGGCAAGCCUGUCCAAGGAGUCGAGGACAAGAAAGACUCGUAA
Molecule: messenger RNA, 1347 nt
Organism: Aspergillus ruber CBS 135680
Lineage: Eukaryota; Fungi; Ascomycota; Eurotiomycetes; Eurotiales; Aspergillaceae
Product: longevity-assurance protein 1
Exons: 3
Coding region: 1-1347 (448 amino acids)
Biological process (GO): ceramide biosynthetic process
Cellular component (GO): membrane
Molecular function (GO): sphingosine N-acyltransferase activity
Source: RefSeq, a predicted model, not a curated record